AUGGUGUCCACGAGCACUGCAUCUACCCCCUUGUUCCGGGCUGUGGCAAGCUCGACGAAGCCCCUCCAUCAGCUGCUCCGAGCCAUCAGCUUCUCAAACAAGAUUCAUGUCGAGAUUGACGAGGACGGCAUCAAGUUCAUCGCCGAUCAUGCUCGAGUUAUGCAAGGCGUGGCUUCUCUGAACAAGUCCCUAUUUACCACAUACUCUCUCAAUCUUCCGGCUCCUGAAGGAGCUGAAGACCCCAGCCUGCCCAGUUUUCAGAUCUCUCUACCCGCACUUUUGGAGACGCUGCAGAUUUUUGGUGCAACAGACGCUGCAGCCCGCCAGGCCAAGGCGGAUACAGACCCGUAUCGAAGCAACCUGCGCAAUUACCGUGCCGGAGCCUUCUCGAAUCAAACUUUGGGCAUGUCAGGGACGUGCAGCCUGUCCUAUGCCCAGGAAGGGGAGCCUUUCAGUAUCCUACUGGAGGAGACGGGCGUGAAUACAACCUGCAACCUCGUCACCUAUCUGCCCGAGUCGCCUGAGCAGAUCCCCUUCGACAGAGAUGAGCUAUCGUUCAAGAUCAUCAUGCAGUCAAGAUGGCUUCUGGACGCCCUUGCCGAGAUGGCACCCACUUCGCCAACACGACUAACCAUUGUGGCAACGAGAAAUGAGCCAUACUUGCGACUGUCGAGUAAUGGCCCUCUGGGCAGCUCCAGCGUGGACUUUUCCAAGGGCAGAGACCUUUUGGAAACCUUUGUAGUCCACGAUCGCUGGGCACAAAGCUUCAAGUUCGACAUGAUCAAGUCAGCCAGCGAAGCAAUGCGGAUUGCCUCCAAGGUGAGUCUUCGCGGCGACAGCCAAGGAGUACUCAGUCUGCAGUUCAUGGUAGAGACGGAGGGAGGGGGCAUACACUGGCUGCACUUUACCUUUGUGCCGUAUGUCACUCACGAGGAUGACGAAGACGACGAGACAGGAGGCGAAGGUGAUGAGUGA
This is a messenger RNA of Thyridium curvatum, 975 nucleotides long. RefSeq lists its product as uncharacterized. Lineage: Eukaryota; Fungi; Ascomycota; Sordariomycetes; Thyridiales; Thyridiaceae. The record is from RefSeq and is a predicted model, not a curated record. The coding region runs from base 1 to 975 and encodes 324 amino acids. Gene Ontology annotation, cellular component: checkpoint clamp complex; nucleus. Gene Ontology annotation, biological process: DNA damage checkpoint signaling; DNA repair. The transcript has 2 exons.